Dovyalis caffra is the source of this 966-nucleotide messenger RNA. The record is from the annotation of a GenBank genome assembly. Lineage: Eukaryota; Viridiplantae; Streptophyta; Magnoliopsida; Malpighiales; Salicaceae.
AUGGAUUUCUCCAACAACAACAAAUCCUCUAGAUCGAGUUCUUUGACAGUUGGGGAGCGAAUCUGUGCCGCGUUUAUACCAUUUGUAGCGAUAAUUGAGAUUUUUAUAUUAGCUGUUGGUAAUUGCUUUGAGUACCGGCUAACCGUUAAAAAAAGUCGCUGCGGCUUCAAAGAUCUAGCUCGCCUUGCUGAUGAAUCUCGAUUGGUUGGAAAUGAUAUUGCAGUUACUGUUAAUGAACUGGAGGCAUUGUAUGAGCUUUAUAAGAAGUUGAGUAAUUCGAUUGUCAAAGAUGGCUUGAUUCACAAGGAAGAGCUUCGAUUAGCACUAUUCCAAACUGCUCACGGGGAGAAUCUUUUUCUGGACCGGGUUUUUGAUCUUUUUGAUGAAAAGAGAAAUGGGGUCAUCGAAUUUGAGGAAUUUGUUCAUGCACUCAACGUGUUCCAUCCUUAUGCACCUAUGGAAGAAAAAAUUGAUUUUGCGUUUAGGCUGUAUGAUCUGAGACAAACUGGGUUCAUCGAGCGAGAGGAAGUUAAGCAAAUGGUGAUUGCGAUUUUAUUGGAAUCUGAUGUGAAAUUGCCAGAUGAUCUUCUGGAGGCUAUCGUAGACAAGGCAAGCUUACCAUCAAUCUCUCUUCAGACAUUUGCUGAUGCUGAUGCUGACGGGGAUGGUAAAAUCAACGAAGAAGAAUGGAAGGCUUUUGUGCAAGAUGUUUUAAAGGCUUCAGCUUCUCCCAAAACUGCUUCGCUUCGCGAGUCGCGAGUCACUGGGAUUGGAGGCUUUCAACUGGAUCAGAAAAGUCUACUACUUGAUAACAAGGAAGGAUCCGCUGUAGCUUCAUUUAGAAUGAUUCAAAACCGAAGUGGCGGCAUCAUGAGAUCAUCGUAUGGUUCAUCCUGGCUCAUCUUUGGUCUAAUCCAACCUCUUUGCCGCGCAGUGAGAAUAGCAACUUUUUGUAAUGAAUCUUAG